Messenger RNA from Fusarium verticillioides 7600, 894 nucleotides. RefSeq lists its product as hypothetical. The record is from RefSeq and is a predicted model, not a curated record. The coding region runs from base 109 to 471 and encodes 120 amino acids. Lineage: Eukaryota; Fungi; Ascomycota; Sordariomycetes; Hypocreales; Nectriaceae. The transcript has a single exon.
AUGCUGCUGUCAAUUUAUAAACAGAUAUCUUUUCUCCUAUCACGAUUGUCGUAAAGUAAACCCUUAAUAUCUCUUUAUUUAUCAUCUUAUUACAGAAAGCCGAGCAAUAUGGCAAACCCAAAUAGAGUUAUCUAUACAGUUGACCCCUCAACCAAUCCGGCUUCAUGGCCACCUGGACAAGCUCCAGAGUUUGGCACAGCAAUUUACAGAGUCGAUGUUACCUACAUCAAUCUCAAUGGGGACUCAGACUUUCGUUCACUUCGAACCGGAACCAACGAACAUAUACACCACGCAGUUAUACAGGUCACUAAGCAUAUAGCGAGAGGCCUGUAUCGGAUUGUCAGCAUGAGUGUUGGCGAAUACCAAUGUACAGUAGUCAUGGAAACCGAGAGGUCAACUGACGAUCUUAUGGCCAAUGGAUUCCCGUGGGACAGGGAGGAUCAGCAUUUGCCAAAUGUUGUUUUGCAAUAGGCAAGUGCGCCGAUAAACGCCGCUCUAUUGUUCGAGAAACUUUAUUAUAUAUAGUGGGUUAUAUCGACAUAAUCUUCACAAGCAAACUGCUUGAGUCUCCCGAGAGAAGUGCAAGAUGGCUUGGAUAUUGAGUGGACAGAUUAAUGCUCUCUUGUGGCGGGUUAUAAUGUGAUCUUGGGGUUCCACCACAAUGGCGACAUGCGCGCAACGCUAACCUCAUCCGUGACCAAGCUUGAAAGUUGAGUCUUAUUUUGGGCAUUUAAGUUACAAGAUAUCACAAUUAGAAAGCAAAGCUGAGUAAUACUAAGCUGUGUGUGAUUUAUAAUUCAUGUGGAUCGGUUUUUGACAAAGAGCGUACAUAGAAGCAUUGUAGAUAAUUGCAUAACAGUAAACGAAACUGUCAAUAUGAAGCCAAUUCACUCC